Messenger RNA from Ctenocephalides felis (cat flea), 1153 nucleotides. Its product is annotated as probable phosphomannomutase. The record is from RefSeq and is a predicted model, not a curated record. Gene Ontology annotation, cellular component: cytosol. Lineage: Eukaryota; Metazoa; Arthropoda; Insecta; Siphonaptera; Pulicidae. Bases 155 to 895 code for a protein of 246 amino acids. Gene Ontology annotation, molecular function: phosphomannomutase activity. The transcript is spliced from 2 exons. Gene Ontology annotation, biological process: mannose metabolic process; GDP-mannose biosynthetic process; protein N-linked glycosylation.
AUUAAUAAGUGUAAAUGCAUUCUCAGUAUAAGUGUUGUCAUGUAGUUAUAUUGAUAUAAAAAUUAGUGAUAAAACCUCCAGUUAAUCAUCGAUGUACGACAGUGUUUGACACGUCAAGAGACUCGGCUUGUUCAAAAGGAAUUUUAAGGGUACCAUGGCCUCAAGAGAUCAAAAAAUAGUUUUAUUUGAUGUCGACGGAACAUUGACCGCUCCGAGAUGCGUCAUAACUCCCGAAAUGGAAAAAUUUAUUUUGGAAGAAAUAAAACCAAAGGCCACAAUAGGUCUGGUGGGGGGCUCUGACCUUGAAAAAAUGAAGGAACAAAUGAAUGGAGAAAACGUUUUGAAAAAUUUCGAUUACGUUUUCCCCGAAAACGGGUUGAUUCAGAUAAAGAAUGGAGUGGAAAUUGGACGAGUUUCCAUCCAAAAGCACGUCGGAGAAGAGAAGUUACAAGAAUUUAUUAACUACGUUCUUAAAUACAUGUCGGAGUUGAAAUUGCCUUUUAAACGAGGGACUUUUAUAGAAUUUCGAGCUGGUAUGUUCAAUAUAUGCCCAGUGGGUCGGUCUUGUUCUGUGGAAGAAAGGCGGCAAUUUGCUGAGUACGAUGCUAAACACAGAGUACGAGUGAAAUUUAUAGAAGCUCUUCACAAGCAAUUUCCAGAUUUAGGAUUUUCCUUUAGUAUAGGGGGCCAAAUCAGCUUCGACGCUUUUCCCCGAGGUUGGGAUAAAACCUAUUGCCUCCAAUUCUUGACGGAAUUUCCGGAAAUCCACUUUUUCGGAGAUAAAACGGAUAGAGGAGGCAACGAUCACGAAAUUUAUUAUCAUCCUAAGACUAUCGGUCAUAAGGUCACUUCUCCAGAAGAUACAAUGAGCCAAUUGAGGAACCUGUUUUGUUAAUAUCAGCACCUAUCUCAAGAUCAGAGGUCAGAGGAACAUAAACAAUGGCCGCUCUAAUAUAUUGAUAAUACAAUUUUAACAAACAUAAUUUUAUGCAAAAUAUAAUAUAUAAGUUUUAAUGCUAUUUUAUAUGGAAUCAGGGGUCAUAAACGGUGGCCGCUAUAAUAUAUUGAUAACCCAAUUGUACAUAAUUUUUAUCCAAACAAACACAACUUUAAUGCAAAAUAUUUUAUAAAACAAGUUCUAAUGCUAUUUUAU